AGCACUGAUAAGGUGGCGAGAUAUCUCAAGCGGAGGACAGCUGUGACUUAAUUUGGCAAAAAGCGAUUUAUUUGUUGCUCAUACUGCGAGCAUACUUCAAGAAUCAAAAAGCACACCGUCACGUAAUCGUGAUUGCAAACGGAAACCGUCACGCCGCAAGCCUUUUCAAAAGGAGUUUCUCGUUGAUAUAAAAAAUGAAAACAAUUCAACGUCUGUUUCUUCUCUGGAUAAUGGCAUCCGUGGUAGAAGGUCAUCACUUAUGUCCAAUGACUCAAAACUUUUGGAAACUGAGUACCAGCGGUGAAUUCAAAGCAUGUAUACCGUGUCCAGAGUGUCCUGAGGGUAAUGGGCUGAACAUUCAAUGUGGUUCAUCGAUCACAGAUGAUACUAAGAUAGAAUGCGUCCAAUGCAAAGAAAACGUGACCUACUCCAAUAGCCAUGGAGUGGAAAGCUGCAAACCCUGUCAGGACUGCGGUCUACGAAAUGUCCUUCAAGAAUGUACCUCGGACCAAAAUCGCAAAUGUGGACGUAAAUGUCCCAAAGGGUAUUUCUUUGAUGGCCACAUCACUGAUUGCAGAGAAACUACGCCAGCAACAGUCUCAACCACAACUUUUUCAAUACAACCUUCUCCUAGCAUUUGGCCACAACUUUCAUCUCCUUUAGGCGGCGGCUCGUCUACAGCAAUUGUAGCGUCUAUGAAAGAUUUAUUCUCAGUAGAAAGUGUUACCUCGACGAGUAUAGCGUCGACUCCAAGCGUAAAGCCACAGCGUUCAUCGCUGAUGAGCGUUUUGUCUCCACUGGUACUAGGAAACCGUUCCUCUACAAGCAUAGAAUUCACGCAGGUUAUCAUGCCACAACCAACGUCAUUGUAUCGUGGAAUCGUAUCAACUUCGAUUCCUGGAGGUAUAGGAGUUCCAAUACCUAAAGGAAACGACGCCUCUGCAAGUGUUCCGGGGAAAAAAAAGACUCAGGGACGGAAAGGCAAAGCCUUGACACUGUUGACUAUAUUGGGAAUAAUAGGAUCGAUAGUUUUUAUCGUCAUCUUUACACCGACUGCAAUAGUUUGCUGGAUAAAAUGCAGAAUUUCUGAGAAGACAAAGCCAGAACAGACAGAUCCUGCUGGAAUACUACUGAACCCCUUACGAGACACUGAGAAUUCACCGAGCCGCUCUUUGCCAGAAAUCGUUGGCUCGUUUCAAAACAACACUGACUCUGCUGAAAGUUUAAUGGCUUCUCAAGGAAGUGAGUCCUUAGAUGUUCCCUAUGAUGGUCAAGGAGACGACAAAGAUUUUGUUCUUACGAAUGACAUCCCCGAAGACUUCAAGCUCGCCGACUUUCCAUAUGAUGUCGAGGACUCUAUUCUGCAACUAGAUUCUGAUUCCUCGCCAGUCCAAAAGAACUGGAAACAUGUCGCUUACGGGUAUGAAAUUACCAAACAAGACAUUCAGCUGUUGGAGAUAGAGAGCAGGAAGCCAGGAGUAAGCGCAAUAAGGCUUUUGAUUGAAAAGUUGUGUAGUUCCAAAUGUGCGACUCUAAAAGAGUUCGUAGACGUCCUCCAGGAGCUGGAACGCAACGAUGUUGCCAACGACAUUAUCAGCUGGUUUAGGAAAAAACAGGACAGAUGUUCAGAGGAGGGUAAGAAUUGACAAUACCCAGGAGACUGUUGGGUGUUUCUUUAACAUCAUGUACCACGCAUGGACUUUAAGAACAGUGACAGUUGAGAGUUAUUGAGUCGGUCUUGUAAAUAACUUAACUGAUUUUGUGUAUUUAGUAAAAUCAAAGUGAUUUGAACAAAAUUUUUGGAAAGUAGGGAUACACGUUGUUCGAGAGAUUUUGUUUUAAGAUUAGACUACAGAAUCGUUUUAAACAGGUGUUUUGAAGAUUUAGGCAAUUUUUGUAUUGAAAUUUAUGUUAGGUAGUUCGAUGAAAAUUUUACAUAAUUUUUCUAGGUUUUUGUAACCUUUUUUAAUCUUGCUCUUAGUUGUAAGGUUGUAAAUAAUUUUAGGUAACGCUCUUAAGUGCAAUUGAGGACGAAAUUUUUUUAAUGUUGUGCAUGGUCAGAGUUUCUUUAUUGUAGCAAAAUAUGCCGGUAUCCUAUAUAUCUGAAUGUUUCAAAUUUCAAACAGGCCGGUGGUAUAGAACACGGAAGGUUGUCUGAAGUUAUCUUUCCUUAUGGUAUUCCUUAAUUUCGGUUUUCAAUUUACUAUGAAAGGCUGAGAAAAUACUACAGCCUAAUUCACUUGGCAUUGCUUGAUCUCACAUUGAGAAGAAAGUAAGCACUGCGUGCUGAAUCAAUUUUAACAAGGAUAUUUUCGAUAUUAUGCAUGCUCUGAGGUCAUCCUGUUUGUGACCCGCCGAAGUUUUAAACUUGGCUUAGUCAGAUUAAUUACUUUUCCAUCGAGUGUCGAAGUAACUUGACUUGUUGAUAUUUCAUUGUGCCGUCGAGAAAUUCGCACCACCACAUAGCCAGAUGCAAAACUGAAACCAAUCGCGAAUUAUUAAAAGAGAUUUUUCCAAGAGCACAAAGCAGCUCUCAUGCGUUAAUUUACAGACUUUAAGUUUUCUCACAGGUUUCUCAGUUAUAACGCUGAAAUUAAAGUUGUUUGAUUGGCCAGUGCGAUUACUUUGCUUUUGAUUUCACGUCACUCAAUCGAAAGGUUCCUUCCCAGUGAUCAAUUCUGAGGUAGUAAUGAGUUUUGUAUGGUUGUAAUAAUCCUUUUCUAGUUUAUGUAUUGGGGCAUAGCUUGGUGAUGUUUCCUGGGGUGCUUCUCCUAAAACUCCUAUGUGAGGUUACUUUUUUUAAAAUAUAUUUUUGCUAUCAAUUCUGUACAAAACUUAUACUUAAGGUUUUCAAAAACAGACAAAUCCGAGGAAACCUUUAAAAAAUCCAAGCUACGCCCCCAUUUGUAACCUGUGCUUGCCCGUAUCCGCUUUUCCAAUCAAGAUCCGGGAACUGGCAAUUAAAUAUUGGUGGGCAACUUAGGUAGUCAUGCCCUUUGAAAAAUGGUAAUCAGCAAUCUAAGAUAAAAUAGUAAACUUAUAUAGACGCAACGAAAUUAUUUUUGUUUAUGAGUUGGGUAGUAAACCAUUAAAU
This is a messenger RNA of Pocillopora verrucosa, 3094 nucleotides long. RefSeq lists its product as uncharacterized. Gene Ontology annotation, molecular function: nerve growth factor binding; coreceptor activity; death receptor activity. Gene Ontology annotation, biological process: Rho protein signal transduction. Gene Ontology annotation, cellular component: cell surface; plasma membrane. The record is from RefSeq and is a predicted model, not a curated record. Lineage: Eukaryota; Metazoa; Cnidaria; Anthozoa; Scleractinia; Pocilloporidae.